Messenger RNA from Arabidopsis arenosa, 562 nucleotides. The record is from the annotation of a GenBank genome assembly. Lineage: Eukaryota; Viridiplantae; Streptophyta; Magnoliopsida; Brassicales; Brassicaceae.
GAGAAAGAGAGAGAGUUUUGCUAGAGAGAAAUGGCGAGAUCUACGGUGCUAAUCGCGGCGGUUGUACUAGCUUUUCUGGUCGCGGCGUCGAUACCAGAAGUAACAGCGAAGAAAUAUACAGUCGGCGACAAAAAGUUCUGGAACCCAAACAUUAACUAUACCUUAUGGGCUCAAGGCAAACAUUUCUACGUCGGAGACUGGCUCUAUUUUGUGUUUUAUAGAGACCAAUACAACAUUCUUGAGGUAAACAAGGCUGACUAUGAAAGAUGUAUCUCCACCCACCCAAUACGCAAUUAUACACGUGGAGCUGGGAGAGACAUUGUUCCACUCUAUGAGACUAGACGUUACUAUCUACUUGAUGGAAGAGGUGGUUGCUUUCACGGCAUGAAGCUAGAUGUUUUAGUUGAGACUCCUCCUCCUCCUCCUCCUUUUACUUCUCCUCCACCACAAUAAGAAAUCAAUUUUAUGUUAUCUCUAUAAGUUGUUUUGGAUUUUUCCGGCAAGUUCACCCACUUGAUAAGGCAAAUUAAAUGUUGUUUUGUACUAAAGAGAACUGAUUAUG